Molecule: messenger RNA, 705 nt
Organism: Polistes canadensis
Lineage: Eukaryota; Metazoa; Arthropoda; Insecta; Hymenoptera; Vespidae
Gene: RpL12
Product: 60S ribosomal protein L12
Exons: 4
Coding region: 167-661 (164 amino acids)
Biological process (GO): translation
Cellular component (GO): cytosolic large ribosomal subunit; ribosome
Molecular function (GO): large ribosomal subunit rRNA binding; structural constituent of ribosome
Source: RefSeq, a predicted model, not a curated record
AAAAUGUUGACUGAAGUAGUAGGGGUUAUCCGGUUGCCACCGCGCAGCUUCUCUUUCCGUCCUUUACAUCGAGUAAAUCGUCGUGCGUAGACUUAGAGAGCCAUUCUUUCUAAAAUCUAUUAACAUCUGAGUUAAUUGUACAAGUUGUUAUAAAUAAAUAGACAAAAUGCCUCCCAAAUUCGAUCCCAAUGAAAUUAAGAAAGUUUACUUAAGAUGCGUUGGUGGUGAAGUUGGAGCAACCUCGUCUCUCGCUCCUAAAAUUGGUCCUCUCGGUUUGUCGCCGAAAAAAGUUGGUGAUGAUAUCGCCAAAGCUACCAGCGACUGGAAAGGUUUAAAAAUUACAGUACAACUGACCAUUCAAAACAGACAAGCUACCAUCUCGGUGGUUCCAUCCGCUGCUUCUUUGGUUAUCAAGGCGCUCAAAGAACCACCAAGAGAUAGGAAAAGGCAAAAAAAUAUUAAGCACAGUGGUAAUUUAUCUUUCGAUGAUAUUGUUUCCAUUGCUCGUGCUAUGAGACAAAGAUCAAUGUCUAGACAACUCAGCGGCACCGUUAAAGAAAUUCUUGGAACAUGCCAAUCGGUUGGUUGCACUGUUGAAGGCAGACCUCCUCAUGAUCUUAUUGACGACAUCAAUAACGGACUAAUGGAAGUUGAAGAAUGAUUUAGUUUGUCAUAAGGCAUUGGAAAUAUAAAAAAUAUAAAAAA